AUGAUGGAAGAAAUAGACAGAUUCCAAGACCCAGCCUCGUCCACGGUGUCAGAGGCGGACUCGGACCCCAGAGAGGGGGAGCCCGUCACCAUAAACUACAAGCCCUCACCCCUGCAGAUGAAAAUAGAGAAACAGAGAGAGCUGGCCAGGAAGGGUUCGUUGAAGAACGCCAACACUGUAGGAAGUCCAGUGAACCAGCAGCCCAAGAAGAACAACGUCAUGGCCAGAACACGGUUGGUAGUGCCCAAUAAAGGCUAUUCCUCUUUAGACCAGAGCCCAGACGAGAAGCCCCUGGUGGCCCUAGACACAGACAGCGAUGAUGAUUUUGACAUGUCUAGAUACUCAUCGUCGGGAUACUCCUCUGCUGAGCAAAUCAACCAGGACCUGAACAUCCAGCUGCUGAAAGACGGUUACCGCCUCGACGAGAUCCCAGACGACGAGGACCUGGAUCUGAUUCUGCCCAAAUCAGUCAACCCCACCUGCAUGUGUUGCCAGGCAACCUCCUCCACCACCUGUCAAAUACAGUAA
Molecule: messenger RNA, 528 nt
Organism: Limanda limanda (common dab)
Lineage: Eukaryota; Metazoa; Chordata; Actinopteri; Pleuronectiformes; Pleuronectidae
Gene: fam219ab
Product: family with sequence similarity 219 member Ab
Exons: 6
Coding region: 1-528 (175 amino acids)
Source: RefSeq, a predicted model, not a curated record